Molecule: messenger RNA, 1040 nt
Organism: Acanthopagrus latus (yellowfin seabream)
Lineage: Eukaryota; Metazoa; Chordata; Actinopteri; Spariformes; Sparidae
Product: troponin I, slow skeletal muscle-like
Exons: 8
Coding region: 105-641 (178 amino acids)
Biological process (GO): muscle contraction
Cellular component (GO): troponin complex
Source: RefSeq, a predicted model, not a curated record
AAUCUUUCACUAAUAACCAGAAAGUGCUUUUUCUUUUCCUGACUCACUGUUGUUGCUGUCCUCUCUGACUUCCUCUCAUCUUCAAGGUUCCGUAAACUGCAGACAUGUCUGAGGGACCAAGGAAGUCAAAAUAUUCAGCCACACGCCGGCUGCUCUUGAAGUCCAAACUGCUGAAGAAGGCAGCUUCUAUGCUGGUGGCUGAAAGUGAAGAAAAGAAACGCGAGAAGGAAAGAGUUGUGAAUGAGUGCUACCCUCCGCUGAAGCUCUCAGGUCUGUCAGUCCAGGAGCUCCAGGAACUCUGCAAAGACCUGUAUCGUAAAAUUGAUGUUGUAGAUGAGGCGCGUUAUGAUAUGGAGAUGAAAGUAGACAAAAAUGAAAAAGAGAUCCAGUCACUGAAUCAGAAGAUCAUUGACUUGAAGGGCGUGAAGAGGCCCAACUUAAAGAGGGUGAAGAAAACAACAGAUGACAUGCUGGGUGCAUGCACCGACAAUUCCAAACUCAUGAAGGCUGAUUUCAAGGUCAACCUCAAGACAGUGAAAAAGGAGGAUGAAAAGAGGGAAGAAGUGACUGACUGGCGUAAGAACGUGGAGGCCAUGUCUGGUAUGGAAGGCAGGAAGAAGCUGUUUAACGCUGGACAGUAAAAAGCUUGUCUUUCCUAACAUGAACCCUAAGUUUGCAAUGUUCAAGUUUUUAUUUAUUUAAUCCCUUUAUUUCAAAAUCAAAUUCAAGAGGGUUUUCAUUACAGGAUAAUACUGACUUUGUAAAGAAUAAUGUCCAUAUAAACUUGUAAAAGAUUAAAUGAAUGCACUUUUUUUGGAUUAUGCUGUGUUAAAAUAGCGUUAAUGUAUACCACUGUAUGCCAUGAUCGUAUUAACACACAUCGUAUGGUAUACAGUAACCUUUGCAUAAUGAAGUUGUGCUGAAGAAAAAGCUGAUUAACUUUGUGAAUUUGUCUUUAAAGUGCAGUAUUUGUAUUAUACAGUUGAUGGUGCUGUCUCACUGUCUGUAAUACAAGUGAUGCUGAUUAAACCAUAACAACA